Vitis riparia (riverbank grape) is the source of this 492-nucleotide messenger RNA. Its product is annotated as gibberellin-regulated protein 14-like. NCBI's taxonomy places the organism in Eukaryota, Viridiplantae, Streptophyta, Magnoliopsida, Vitales, Vitaceae. The transcript is spliced from 2 exons. The record is from RefSeq and is a predicted model, not a curated record. The coding region runs from base 1 to 492 and encodes 163 amino acids.
AUGGCACGGAUUAUGGAAGGCCAUACCAACUCUUCACUGUCUCGCAAUCCGAGGCCAAGAACCUCCUCUUCGCAGGAUUCAACAUCUCAGGCCCUCGAGGCCCUGACCAUUCCAUCUUCUGAGGGUGGAGUGCCCUCUAAUCCUCCUCAGCGUAGAUACGAGAUGUGGAAACCAUCGAGUACACCCGAGGUGACUUCUUCUCGCCCUGAGAGCUUAGUACGUCACACUUCAGCUAAGAGGUUGGCGGGCUAUUCGGCACCUCUAGGAGCCCCACUCAGGCCAACACCUCCAGUGCCACCACAGGUUGAGCAGGCACAACAAGAUGAGCUUCCCACGGAGUCUGUACCACCUGCCCCUACAACACUUAUGCCUAAGGCCACUUAUUCUGCUCCUCCUACCACUCUUGUUGUUCCACCAGAUGCACCUACUACAUCUGAGGCCUCUAUCACCAUUUCUGCCACAGAGUUUCGUGCCAUGAUACAUACAUUCUAG